AUGGCGUUACGGUUGGUCCGGCAUCACCAAUACCAGCGUGCGAGUUGGCUCAGGAUUCUACAAUCGGUUCGCACACAAUCAACCGUUGCUCCUGGAACGCACGAGCAACAGCAAAGCUACAUCCACCACAUUGGCAGUAAACCCCUCGUAUACAGGAACGUCGGUCAACACCUGCGCCUGGCAGCGGAACGAUUCCCGAACAAUGAAGCCAUCGUAUCCUGUUACGAAUCAGGCGCAAGGCUCACGUAUGCCGCCGUCCUAGACAAGGUAGAUCGUCUGGCGGCUUCCUUCUAUCAGCUCGGUCUGCGGCAGGGUGAUCGUGUUGGAAUCUGGGCUCCAAACGGGAUGCUGUUCUAUCUCACCAACCUGGCGACGGCACGUGCCGGUAUGAUUUCGGUCGGUAUCAAUCCCGCCUACCAAGUGCCGGAGUUGGAGUACGCACUUAAGAAGGUUGGCAUCAGGGCGCUUGUUGCUGCGGAAGGCUUUCGCCAACAGAACUAUUACGGCAUGGUGUCUCAUAUCGCUCCCGAGCUUGCCUCAUCGAAGCCGGGUGAGCUGAAGAGCGAAUCUUUACCAAAUCUGUCAACCGUUAUCAUCGAUAGCCAGAAGAGUCUACCGGGAGCAAUAAAAUUCAGUGAACUGUACGAGCUACCAUCGGAACAGAGUAUCAGUAAGAUUGAAAUGCUACAGUCCAAGAUAGUACCGGAUAGUGGCGUCAAUCUUCAGUUCACGUCAGGCACCACGGGAGCACCGAAAGCGGCUCUGAUGUCACACUUUGGUUUUGUAAACAAUGGAAUCCACAUUGGCCACAGGAACGAGCUGGAUCGGAGGGAGCAUCGAUUGUGCGUGCAGGUACCACUGUUCCACGCGUUCGGCAUGGUCAUUGCCAUCAUGGCGGCACUUUCGUACGGUUCCACACUAGUCUUGCCAACCGCAGGCUUCAAGGCGGCCGACUCCUUAGCUGCCAUUGUACGUGAGAGAUGCUCCAUCAUCCUUGGAACUCCAACCAUGUACGUGGACCUUGUGCGACGAAUUGUGGAAAGUGGAGCCCAACUGGAGACGCCCGAGAUCGCCGUCACCGGAGGAGCCACCUGCUCGCCGAAGCUGUUUGCCGACAUCAAACACACACUGGGCGUGCGGAAGGUAAAAACCGUCUUUGGCAUGACCGAAACGACGGCCGUUAUCUUCCAAGCUCUGUUCGACGAGAGCCCGGAAGAUGUCCAGCAAACGGUCGGCCACAUUACCGAUCACUACGAGGCGAAGGUGAUCGAUCAGGCCGGUCACAUCGUACCGUUCGGAACGGCCGGUGAGCUCUGUGUGCGUGGCUAUGGUACCAUGCUCGGUUACUGGGAGGAUGAGAAAAAGACGAAGGACACGAUCGGUGCCGAUCGAUGGCUGCGAACAGGCGAUCAGUUCGUACUGCGCGAGGAUGGCUACGGGAAGAUCGUGGGUCGACUGAAGGACGUAGUUAUCCGUGGAGGCGAAAACAUCUACCCGAAGGAGGUGGAAGACUUUCUCAACACUUACCCCAAGAUUCUAGAAGCGCACUGCAUCGGUGUGCCUGACGAGCGGACGGGCGAGGAGCUGUGUGCGUACGUGCGACUCAAGGACUCGUCCGAUACGAUCGAUCGUGAGGAAGUAAAACGUUACUGCGAGGGAAAGUUAGCAUACUACAAGGUACCGAAGUAUGUUCGGAUCUUGAACGAUCUGCCAAAGACGACAUCUGGCAAGGUGCAGAAGUUCAAGCUGGUACAACUGUUUGCCUCGGAACGGUAA
This is a messenger RNA of Anopheles marshallii, 1776 nucleotides long. RefSeq names its product medium-chain acyl-CoA ligase ACSF2, mitochondrial (gene Acsf2). Bases 1 to 1776 code for a protein of 591 amino acids. The record is from RefSeq and is a predicted model, not a curated record. Gene Ontology annotation, molecular function: medium-chain fatty acid-CoA ligase activity. Gene Ontology annotation, biological process: fatty acid metabolic process. The transcript has 6 exons. Lineage: Eukaryota; Metazoa; Arthropoda; Insecta; Diptera; Culicidae.